AAGCAAAAACAAAAACACCAGCCAACUAGUACGGCAGCUCCUAUUGACGACUGGGAGUUUCUCAGUAGCUCUUCCGAAGAUGGCCGGUCGGCCUCUCCCCCAGGGGAUACCGUCGCCCAGAGCACUUCACUGCUCAAAUCGCUCUUGCGAGAUAAGUACAAAGGGAAAGCUAGUGUGUUUGAGUUUCUUGGGUUCACUGGGCUGGAGCACCGAGACAUGACUCUCUACGGCAUCGACCAUCGCUACUUUGCUAACAUCAUCCUCUUCAGAUACAACACGGAGGAGCAGUGCGCAGGAUGCUUGCAGCCGCGCGUGUCGUGCCUCUGCUGGUCAGAGCGGCCAGAGGGACAUGAGCAGAGCCUGCGUAGUAUGGACGCAGGAGCAAUUGGCCUUUCUCAGUGGAAUCUACCGCCAGAUCAGUACGAGGACGAGCUGCACCUGUGCAUGGAGAAAACGCUGCCCGGCUGGCUCAUUGAGUUUGCCAUGAAUCGGGACACAGUGAUGGGCGCGUAUCGGCGGGUGUACCGUAACUACCAUGCGCUGCUAGACCGGCGUAUGCGGAUCCAGAGGCCGACGGGCUUUGACGGCGGUGAUCUCAUGAUCAAGAGGGAAUACAACAGGCUAUGGGAGAUGCUGGAAGACAGAGAGAUCGCAGCUUAUUCAACGCCGGCAGGUUGAAGCGGUGCACGAGCGCACCUACGUGGGAGACUUGGAAGUGCGUCCAGCUGAGACGGCGCAGCCGCAAGCUGCCGUGGCUGCGUGACUUUCCUGUGACAGAAGAGUACCUCCCGGCGCAGUUUGAAGGCGAGCAGGAGAUGGCGUACCUGUACAACAGCGCCAAAGACUUUGAGAAGCGCCGGGUGUACGUCAAGGGCGAGCGGCGGGCGCCGAAAGUCAGUGUGGCGUGGUACAUGUACAAGCUGAUGUCAUUUUGGAUUGUUUUACAACCUUGAGUUUCGCUCGGCGGUGUACACGAGGUUCCCGGAGUUGCCGGCGGUGAAGCUGUUUACCCACUGGCUGAGACUGAUGAGCGUCGGCGUGCAGCUGAGCGACAACCAGAGUGUGCCGCUGUACAUGGUGGUGGCAGUGAUGUACGCCAGG
Molecule: messenger RNA, 1101 nt
Organism: Lachancea dasiensis
Lineage: Eukaryota; Fungi; Ascomycota; Saccharomycetes; Saccharomycetales; Saccharomycetaceae
Source: the annotation of a GenBank genome assembly